CCGUUGUUAGUUUAGUUUAACCAUCGCAGCGCUUGAGUCGCGAUCAGUUGAUCAGGCCAAGUACCCAGUUCCCAGUUCCCAGGAUCGUCUCCGACUUGUUUCUUUUUUUUUGUUUGACCACUCAACACCAAGUCGAAAAUGAAGUUAUUUUUAUGUGCCAUUGCUGUGACGCUGUGUGUGGCGGCGACAACCGUCAACGCAGCCAACUUCGAGUGCCCGAAGGCCAAUGGCCAGUUCGCCGAUGAGGUGCAGUGCGACAAGUUCUACGUCUGCGACGACGGAGUGGCCAAGGCGAAGCUCUGUCCCGACGGCCUGGUCUUCGACCCCCUCAACCGCAAGUUCAACAAGUGCGACCAGCCCUUCAAUGUAGACUGCGAGGACCGCACGGAGCUGCAGGAGCCCAAGUCCAGCAAGUACUGUCCGCGCAAGAACGGCUUCUUCGCGCAUCCCGAUCCCGCCGUGUGCAACAUUUUCUACAACUGCAUCGAGGGCGACGCUUUGGAGACCAAGUGCACCGUGGGCCUGCACUUCGAUGAGUACUCGGGCACCUGUGUGUGGCCCGAUACCGCCAAGCGUGAGGGAUGCAACCCGGAGCAGAGGACAUCCGAGACCGGCUUCGUGUGCCCCAAGGAUCAGCCCAAGACCGACGAUCGCGGUCAGGUGGUGACCCAUCCCAAGUACCCGCAUCCCACCGACUGCCAGAAGUUCUACGUGUGCCUGAACGGCGAGGAUCCGCGUGAUUUGGGCUGCCAGCUGGGCGAGGUCUACAACGAUGCCACCGAGAUGUGCGACGCCCCCGAAAAUGUGCCCGGCUGCGAGGACUGGUACAAGGAGGUGGACGACAAGAAGGACUAAGCACUGAGGACCAAGGACCACACUUCCGGUCGACCUGUCUCAUCUCACAUCCACACUCACACAAAUAACAAAACAACAACAACAAAAAAAAAAAAAACAAAACACAAACAAACACACGGAUUCGCGUCUUAGUCACUUAAAGUUAGUAGUUCUAGCCCAUUUCCUAUAGAACGUAUGCGUAGCAGUUAAACUUCAAUCUUCCUCUGUUUACUCUCUGGCUAUCUGACUUUCUAUACCUGUACUUUCCUUUCUUUUAAUCCAUUUCAAAAUCAAAAAAUCACCACCUUCCUCACUCUCUGUAUCUGCCUAUCUCUGUGCCCAACCGAAUUCUACCAAACUGUUGUGUAUAUAUUUCCCAUUUUCAGACUUUCACCUAAUUAUUAUACAAAAAAAUAAACUGAAUUUUUUAUAAAACUAUACCUACUAAAAUUAUCUAUCUUUCCCAAUCCUCCGACUAUGAUCUUCCUUCUAUCUGUAUUUUCUUUUAGCUGUCCUCUGUUCUUUUUUUUUUAAAACAAAAAAAAAUUUUUAAUUUGACUAUACUUUAAUGCUCUCCAUACCCGAAGUAGCUGAUAUUUUCAAAUACUUAUUUUUUUGACUUUUCCUUUGCUCUAUUUUUGAAUUUUCCAUCACAUACAUUAUCUUGAUCAGAUUGAAUUUGUUAAUUUGACUAUUAUGUAAUUCCCUCCAUUCUCGAAAUAGCUGAUAAUUUCAAAUACUUCUCUAUUCUUAACAUUUUCCUUGUUCUUUUUUUGAAUUUUCAAUCAUAUACAUUAUCUUGAUCAGACUAAAAUUGGUUUUUCUUCUAUUUCUUCGUAAUCUUCCUUCUACUUUCUUUUAUGAUCUAUCUAUGAUUAAGUUUCAAAAUGUUAUAGUCCAAAUUCGGACUUCUUGUGGUUAUAUAUGUCACUUUAUCAUAUAUGCAGAGGACAAAAGAAGUUUAAGUACACUUUGCACUGAAAUUUCUUAUAAAAUAAACUAUUUUUGCCCACUGUAUCUAUGCCUAAAAUUCUUUACUUUGGUUUUCUUGCCAUUUUUCGUUCCUCAAAACUAUACUUUCAAUAUCUAACACAACUUUUCUUUAUCUAUCACUUUUCCUUAUCUACCAAUUUAUGGACUCUUCUUUUCCUCGUCAUAUUAUUUUUUCAAUUCUUUUUUAAAUUUUAAACUUUAUAAUUAACGUUCAUUUAGACAUUUAUUGUAUGAUUUCUUAACUUGCCCAGAUGCUUUUUUUUAUUACAUCUAAAACCUUUCGCCAGAUUUAUUUAAGUCAUCACACAUUGUAAUUCUCUAAUUCGUAAGACAAAACCAUCCCAAUAAUUUUCUCUUUACAAAAUUAGUGUGCAUCUCGUUUGGAAAUAAUUAUGAAGAGAGUGAUCGACUCUAAUCAAUCAA
Molecule: messenger RNA, 2250 nt
Organism: Drosophila elegans
Lineage: Eukaryota; Metazoa; Arthropoda; Insecta; Diptera; Drosophilidae
Product: protein obstructor-E
Exons: 4
Coding region: 139-855 (238 amino acids)
Cellular component (GO): extracellular region
Molecular function (GO): chitin binding
Source: RefSeq, a predicted model, not a curated record